GUAGCAGUUGUAGGUACCCGCACCGAGUGUGAUUAAACUAGCAAGCAGUAGCAGCAGCAGCAGCAGCAGUAGUAAAAAGAACCCCAUAACAGCACCGAAAAGUGAAGGCAAAAUGAAUCAACCCGUCAGUUGUUUACCCGUGACAGCCACAAAAAUGUCGAAGGCGAAGAAAGUGCUAGACGAAGCCCGUGAGACCCAAAAUCGGGAAAUUGACCUGGUCGACAAGGGCAUUUCCAGCUUCGAGGAACUGCCCGGAUUGCUGAACAUGACAUUUGUGACCCGAAUUACGCUAAGCCAUAACAAGCUCAAAGUCGUUCCGCCGGGCAUUGCCAACCUAAUCAAUUUGGAAAUUUUCAACAUUUCGAACAACCAUCUGGAAGAGCUGCCACUGUCCCUGUCGUCGAUGCCUAAGUUGAGAAUUUUGAACUGCUCCAUCAAUCGAUUGAACACGCUACCGCGAGGGUUUGGCGCAUUUCCGGUACUGGAAGUGCUCGAUCUAUCGUACAACAAUUUGAAUGAGAAGAUUCUGCCCGGGAAUUUCUUUAUGAUGGAUUCUUUACGCGCACUGUACUUGGGCGACAACGAUUUCGAGUUUUUGCCUCCAGAAAUUAAAAAUUUGAAGAACCUUCAAAUUCUCGGACUUCGCGACAAUGAUCUACUGGAACUGCCACGGGAAAUCGGCGAAUUGACUCGCAUUCGUGAGUUGCACAUCCAGAACAAUCGUCUAACCGUGCUACCGCCGGAAAUCGCCAAUCUUGACCUGCUGGGUCAGAAGUCCGUGAUGAAAAUGGAGGAAAACCCAUGGGUGACGGCCAUCGCCGAGCAGUACCUGGUCGGAAUUAGCCACGUGCUCGAGUACAUCAAGACCGAAGCGUACAGGAUUCUGUACAAUCGUUACAUUUCCGCUGGGAAGUCAGGCAAUGUGCCACCCAAGGUCGACAAAAGUAAGAAGGCGUCUCGUGCUCGUUCGUAAAUCGAGCUACAAUGUUUGUCGAUUGAGAAUCCUUCUGCCAUGAUUGAUUGAGUAUUUAUUGGUCACAAAACGUAAUGUUUGACCAUCGUAGUCUUCCCGAUUAACGACGUUUUUAUGGCUAAUCGAAUUAAUUUAAACUGUUUUAGGAACGACCUAAUUAAUGUAUCGUGAACCAAAAUUUUAGAUAUAAUAUUCAUAAGAUGUCUUGAUUUUAACAACUAUGUAUUUCUAACGUGCCUUUGAUUGUUUUAUAUGUGUAUGUUUUAAUAUGAAGAUUAUUAAUUUAUAAAGUGCAAACAAUAAAGAAAAAUCAACAUAACAAUCUAAGAAA
Messenger RNA from Aedes albopictus (Asian tiger mosquito), 1304 nucleotides. It is a transcript of the gene ics, whose product is annotated as ras suppressor protein 1. Bases 113 to 973 code for a protein of 286 amino acids. The record is from RefSeq and is a predicted model, not a curated record. NCBI's taxonomy places the organism in Eukaryota, Metazoa, Arthropoda, Insecta, Diptera, Culicidae. Gene Ontology annotation, molecular function: protein binding. The transcript is spliced from 7 exons.